ACGGGCCAGAAAGGGAGUGGUCCCGCCUUUUCCCCUUCGCCUUGUUUCAUUUCCCUUCUCUUCCCUCCCCCGCCCCUUUUGAAGGUCCGUCUCACGCGUUGCUGUGGGCCCCGCUACGUCGGGAUGAGCCGCGCUGCUUCCCUAUGGAGACCAAGCGGGCCGACAUUCCCAGCAGCGUCCUGGACGACCUGUGCAGUCGAUUUAUUUUGCACAUUCCCAGCGAGGAACGAGAUAAUGCCAUCCGAGUGUGUUUUCAGAUUGAGCUUGCCCAUUGGUUUUACUUGGAUUUCUACAUGCAGAACACACCAGGAUUACCUCAGUGUGGGAUAAGAGAUUUUGCUAAAGCUGUUUUCAGCCAUUGCCCUUUUUUACUGCCUCAAGGUGAAGAUGUGCAGAAGGUUUUAGAUGAAUGGAAAGAGUACAAAAUGGGAGUGCCAACCUAUGGUGCCAUUAUUCUUGAUGAGACCCUUGAAAAUGUAUUGCUGGUCCAGGGUUAUUUAGCAAAGUCUGGCUGGGGAUUUCCAAAAGGGAAAGUGAAUAAAGAGGAGGCUCCACACGACUGUGCUGCUAGAGAGGUUUUUGAAGAAACUGGUUUUGAUAUUAAAGAUUACAUCAAUAAAGAUGACUAUAUUGAAUUACGUAUAAAUGAUCAGCUGGCACGCUUGUACAUCAUUCCAGGAAUUCCAAAGGACACAAAAUUUAAUCCCAAAACAAGGAGAGAGAUUCGGAACAUUGAAUGGUUCUCAAUUGACAAAUUGCCUUGCCAUAGAAAUGACAUGACCCCGAAGUCCAAGCUGGGUUUGGCACCUAACAAGUUUUUUAUGGCCAUUCCCUUCAUCAGACCAUUGAGAGACUGGCUUUCUCGACGGUAUGGAGAUUCCUCUGAUAGCGACAAUGGAUUUUCAUCUACUAGUAGCACGCCACCUAAACCCAACAUAGAAAAAAUGAGAUCCAAACUCCAUUAUAGCCAGCAGGUGUCUAUAGAUGGUCCUUCAGGAGACCAGUGGACAAAGCAUAGGCAGUUACUGCAACAGAAGCCAUAUAACAAUCAUUUUGAGAUGUCUGAAACAUCAAAACUAAAGAACCCACGUAGCAAUGGUAGAAAGCAAUAUCAAGACACUCCCAAUCAAAAGAAGAGAACUAAUGGAGUCCAAAGUCAGCCAGCUAAACAGAACCAAACUUUGAAAUGUGAGAAGAAAUUACACCCAAGAAGACUUCAAGAUAAUUUUGAAACAGAAGCAGCCUAUGACAUGUGCUGUGGCAGUGAAGACCAGCUCCUAGAACAUGGACAAUCAAUGUCAUGCAAUGGCCAUUGCAAAUUCACUUUCUCCUCGAGAGCUUUUCUGAGUUUCAAGUUUGACCAUGAUGCUGUAAUGAAAAGUUUUGACCUUUGAUGCUUGUUCAUUUACACAAGUCUGCCAGAGACGUGGCCUAGAGCAGCUUUCUUAAAUCCAGCCUCUACCCUUUCUCAGGUUUUAAAGCAAUGCAGGGACCUAGCAAUUGGCUGGAAGGCUUUGUUCUCAUUGCAAUAUGGAAGUGACACCACAGUGUUGCACUUUAAAUGCAGUAUAACUUUUACCUGCAAACGAAAAAAAAUGCUUUCCCAUGUUUCAUUUGCUAGUUCCUAACUAUGCAUUAGAGGGCAUUUUUCAUUUGUUUUUCUGUGUGUUUAGAUUUCAGAGAAGUAUUUUAGCCUUAGUGAUGAACUUAACCUCUUCUGUGUUUAGAUUUGCUCUGAUGUACAAUAAUACUUUUGCUUGAGAUAGGUUGCAACACGGUGGCAACCCACAUGAAACUUCUGAGGACACGAGUGUUUUGUAUUCUGGAUAUUGUUAGACCUUUUAUGACUUUGUAUGCAAAAAGACGUGUUUUUGCUAGUUCAGAAUCCUUCUGCCUUGGAUCUUCUGACUUUUGAAACCAAUUUCUUCUUUUGACCUCUCUUUUUGCACUGUACUGGAUUAAAAAAAAAGACAUGUUUUAAAAUUGUAUUAAUGACAUGAAAAGCUGAACUCUACUCAAUGAUUGACUUACCAUCCCCAGCAGGAUACAGUGGUGAUAUUCAGCCAUGGUGAACUUGUUUUGUGUGUGUUGAUUUUGUUGUUUCUCUCCUUUUGGAAGAAUUGCAACUACUUUGAAUAUGCAGCAUGAAAAAUGUGCAUUUGGGAAGAUAAUUUUAGUGUACAGAACAAAAACUAACCUUUUAAGGUACUGUACAGGGAGAACUCAGAGCAUGUUCAAAUGGCAUGUGACACAGAUACGAUUUUUGUAAUUGUAUUGUUUUGUAAUACCCUUUAUUUUGACUAUCUGAUUUAACAUUGAGUUUGGAGUCAAAGCAGUAGCUGCAAAUGCACACAGCUACAACAGUUUAAUGUGAAAACAAUUACAUCAAGGAAUGUAAGAGGAAUUUUCAACUCUACACAUCUUAAAUAUAAUAGACUAAGCCAUCUUAAAAAAAAUGUAAGUGGUUUACAGAAUAACCCCGUCCAACUGUGCAGAAGGCAUGACACUUAUAGAGCUGCUGCUGAAUUUCAUGGUCUCUCUCCAUGCCUUGCCUGUACCUUGGCACUGUGAACUGACAGUCUGUAAUAAGUAUUUCAGAUCUCUACAAUCUGAACCAGGUGGGCUUUAAGUUUGAGUUGGGGAACAGAGUAAACCUUUUCUGUGUUUCCAUAGUGACAUGAAGCACAUCCUAUUCUUCUGCAAAACCUGUACAAUCUCCCUUGCUCAAGGACAGUUCUGGAAACUUUACAUAUAACUACUAUGUUGCAAGUCUCCUUUGUAGCUGGGGAAGAGGCUCAAAUUAAUUUCUAACUAAAUCCAGUUUUAUUUACUGGCCCUUUUAAAAAAUUGUUGCGUGACAGACUUGCCUUGUAGUUACAUGCCUGCUAGCCCCAUCCAGAAUCUAUUCAAAUCAGUGAAUUCAUUGAAUCAGUUGAUUUGUUAAGAUAGUUGAAGGGCUGGUGAUGGAGCCACAACUUUUCCUGUUCAUCUCUAUUUAGCAGGGAGAUCUUUGGUCAGUAUUUAGUGCAGAUUGACUUUUUAACAAUAAAAGUGCCUAACUUGCCAACUUCUCAUUCAUUGCAAAUUGCAUUUUCGGACUGCUUGUGCCAAUCUUCUGAUGUGUAGCUUGAUUUCCAAGGAAUGUUACUGUUUAUGCUGCUUCCUUUUUGGUGCACCAUUGAUAAAUAAGAGGAACUCUGGCACAGUUACGUGAAUUUCAAAUAUAAAAUGGAUUCUCUUCUGACAAACUCUUAAGUAGCUGUACUAGCAGUUUGACAAAAUCUCUGAAGUGAAAUAACUUUGUAUUAAAGAGUGUGCAAGUUGUGCCCUAACUUCUGGAUAUAUUAACUCCCAUCUUGCAAUUCUUCAGCAAAGACAGUGUCGGGCUUCUUCAUGGAGAGCUACUCAGAAGCUAUAGAAGACUAGCAGGUUUGAUAAAUCUAGCCUUAAAAUGGGUUGCAAAGAAACAUGGUAAAUAUGCAAUAAUUUUCACUUUUACAAGAUACCAUGUUUCAUAAAGUUGUGUUCCUUAAUUUUAUUGUUAUCAUGGCUUAGAUUAUGGAGAUGACUGCUUUCUAGACUAGGUUCCUGGGUAUCCUGCACUGUGAACAUUUCAGAUUGUUCACUUUGUAUGGUAUGGAUGUCUUGUUUUGCUUGCAAAGUGUUUAAAUGAAUCAUUUUAUGCAUGUGUAUUCCAAAGUCCAGGCAUAUAUGGUUUACAUAAUUUCUGUAAAGCAAUGAAGAACAGGCAAUUUGGUAUCUGUAAUGAAUUUUUGUUUCUCUGUGGGCAUUUUAAAAGAUGGGAAUAAAUGAUAUGUGAAUGGAUUUGAGAUUAUCUUGAGAGAUCUCACUGCUUGAAUAGUGGCUGCUGGUCUCAUAAGUUUUAGAAAGAGACAUUGCAAGCCUUUCUGUCUGCAGCACCUAACUGAAUUGUGUUCCUUGUUUGACCCUUUUGAGGUCAAAUUAUUUCUGCUACAAAAGCAAAAAAUGCUCAGCAGGCAAAAGCCUUUAAACAGGAUUCUUAGGACUGCAAUACUGACUUUCUAGGACAGUGGCUUUGUAUAUAUGUGUGUGUGUGCCUCUGAGUUGUUUAGAUCUUUUUUAUAACUAUGGCUACACUGUUAGGAUUUUUUAUGUGGCUUAUGAAGUCUGUUGUUUCCAUUAGACUUGCAUGCAAUUGAAAGCUUUUGUAUUCAAUUCCUUUUCAGAAAGCAGAAUUGAGGUGAAAUCAACAUUUAGCUGUGCUUCACUUUUGGAGGGAUUAAGGUAGCCUUUAGGCUCAAACAUUUGCCUGCUGGUGUUAGCACUUUGCUUUUCAGAAUUGUAAUACUGAAUACUGCUAUACAGCUGUUGCAAAAGUCCCUUUGAUUUCUGUUGAAUUUGGGACCUGUUCACAUGGCUGUAAACAUUGGCUGGCUGCAGAAAAAGCACAUGAAAGUUCUGCAUGGUAGCCCUUUGCCCAUAUCAAGCUAUGUAUAUGUAACUGCUACUGCAUACUAGUGCUAGACAGAUUCCUGACAAAGUCCUUAGAGCAGUUUCUGACAAGCCCUUUGAUGUAGAAGUGACAGGUGGUACAAGUGCCUCCUUCCUGUUCCAUCAUUUCUGUCUCAUCGGACAUAGGAUAUUUGCAUUGCCUCUGCCUGGAAGCAGUGUUAAGUCAGAGAUCACUCUCGGUUACGAGUCCGGGAGCUUUUCUAGCUGACUAGGCAGAGUUUAUGCAUGUUCCUGUGCAGCCCAAGCAUGCUGAGCACAGCUGUUCUUGUAAUUUAAGUGUGGAAUUCAAUGUUCUGCUCACAUUUCUUUACACUAGAGUAUUUAUAUGUGACAAUUUACUGUGCACUGUGAAGGCAUCCUUACAGAAAAACUGCCUAUUACUGAAAUUUUGGUAUGCUCUUUAAACAUUUGUAGCUGAAAGUUGAACAGGCUUAAAACUAUGUAUCUGCUGUAAGCACUGAUUGAUGCAAUAUGUCUUGUAUGCUUAUCUUCAGCAUGCAUUUCACUGUUACUUUGAUUAAGAUAACCUACUUAGGAAGAACAAUAAAAAAAUACAUGAAGGUUCUUAAUUUGACGUCUUCAGGAUCAUAACAUUCUGACUAGUUUUGAACUCCUCAGCCAGUUUUUAAAAUCUGUAUAUUUAAUAUUUUUUUACAAGAAUCCAAAGAGCCACACAGCUUGUUCUGUGCACUUAAGCAGGCUUUGGACUUUUUUAUGCAGUAGCACUCCAUGCUACAUAGCAAAUAACUGUUUUUCAAAUGGGGAAAGUGAACAAUUUUUUUGCAGGGGUCAUACCAGCCCUUGGGCAUGCUGAAAGCAACUCUUUAGGUUCUUGCUGCUGUGGUGUGAAUAACAAAACUAAAUGAACUACUUGGUGUUAAAUAUUAGAACUGUACUUGGAAACUAUGUAUAGUUACUGUUAUGAAAUGAGUCUUCCUAGAGCUUCGCUGCUAUUAAAAUGAUUACACAAGGUAAAAACCCACCCAUGUUCAGUUUAAUAAUUGUGCAUAUAGGCAUUUACAAAAAAAGAUGUUUUCUCAGCUAUGAAGUUUAUUAAAUGGACCAAUGUUAUAAAAGUGACAUUGAAAUUGUGUGGUUGAUGAAUUAUUCUUUACAUUUGAACUAUUUAAUGGAACUUAACAUUGUAAAUGGUCUCUAACUGAAAUAAACUUUAGCAGGCUGCAAAUGUAUGUUUAAACGGGAUUGUUCACUGCUAAGUUGUGUGAAAAAUGGCAUGGCUGCAGAAGGGUGUGCAUUUGGUAAUGAUCUCAUUUGACAACUUGUAUUAUUCACAAUGCUUUAAUAUACAGGGGUUAAGCAGCCUAGCUUUAAACCUAGAGAAAUCCUGGGUAAACUUUGAGAAGAUGUGUAAGAUUGAUAAUAGCAUAGUCAUUCUUUAGAUUUGAAGUUAAUUUCCUCUGCUUAAAUUUGUGAGAGCAAGAAAGUUUGGUCUAAAUGGGGUGGGGUGGGGAGCAAUGGACUAGGUAUUCGGUGUGUAUUUCUUGCUUUAUUUGUUAAAGGAGAAAGUAGGUACAACUUUUUCAUUUGUUGGGUAAGUUUAAACUGAGGUUGAUCUGUUAGGUGCUAAGAAAGCUAAUGUGUUCAUUUUUGUAUGUUCAUUGAGCAGUUUGUUUUUGCUUUUAAAUACUGCUUUUAUAUUAUAAAAUGCUUACUAAUAAGAUAUUAAGUUUUAGACUUCUGGAUAACUGUAAUACCUUGAAAUGUGAAUACUGUUUUGAACUGCAAAAUACAGCUGGGCCAUGGCUAACACACUGACAUGUUGCAACUAGCAUUGACCUAGGUGGAAGCAGUAUCAAUGUGAAUUGUGAAGAGAGAGAAGCAUUGGUUAAAAAUUGUGGCGUUGCACUUGGAGCCCCCCAAAAGAGAACAGAACAUAAAAGAAUUCUGUCAUGUGAGCUUUGUACUGAGUAUGUGUACAGUUCAUCUAUUUGUUAUUAAAACAGUUAAUUUUUA
This is a messenger RNA of Rhineura floridana, 6468 nucleotides long. It is a transcript of the gene DCP2, whose product is annotated as decapping mRNA 2. Gene Ontology annotation, cellular component: P-body; cytoplasm. The transcript is spliced from 11 exons. Bases 144 to 1394 code for a protein of 416 amino acids. Gene Ontology annotation, biological process: deadenylation-dependent decapping of nuclear-transcribed mRNA; nuclear-transcribed mRNA catabolic process, nonsense-mediated decay. The record is from RefSeq and is a predicted model, not a curated record. Gene Ontology annotation, molecular function: manganese ion binding; RNA binding; 5'-(N(7)-methylguanosine 5'-triphospho)-[mRNA] hydrolase activity. NCBI's taxonomy places the organism in Eukaryota, Metazoa, Chordata, Lepidosauria, Squamata, Rhineuridae.